ACUAAAUAUUUUAGAUUCGUGGCCUAUGUUUACAUUGGUUGCGUAGCUGGCCGGCCAUGUUCGAGCAGACUGGGCCACAUGCCACUAACCUGCUGGUGCUGAAGAAUAUUUUGUGCCUUGUCUUUGGCGUCGGGGUGUUGUGGACCAUUGUGCUGUCAGGGUACGAGCUAGCCUCCUCCUUGUACUCCCUCAGAGCCUACAGCCUGUUGGUGGUGCUGCUGGAGGGAGUAUGCCGCUACUUGACACCCGCCUCUUCCUCUGAGAUAAGCGCCAUAGCCAAAGCCAAGACCAAAAAGCAUUCCAAAAUAUUUGAGACCUUCUUGGUGGUGCUGCUGAGUGUCUGUUCCGUGAUUGGUACCCAUGUGGUGGUUGUGCUGUUUGGUGCAUAUGUAAUUGAGAAUAUUGAGGCAACCUUUACUCUCAGUCUACUAGUGGCAAGUUUAGCAUUCAUCAGACCUCUCAUCACACUUGGACGCUCUGCUGUAAUAAAUCUUUUGGAAAGGCAAAACAUUGAGAGUGAAGUGAAAAGCUUUGCUGUGCUGGUAGCAACCUGGGCAGGAGCUUUUCCCAUUCCCCUUGAUUGGGACCGCCCUUGGCAGGUGUGGCCUCUUACUUGUAGUAUUGGAGCAAUUCUUGGUGAGCUUGGAGCCUCAGUGUAUUUCCUGAGUGUGCUUUGGAGCAAGGGAGGAACACAGUGGAAGAAUAAGGCGAGGUAAAGUGGAAAACAUUUUUCCAAACACUUCACUGGAGAUCUCACUGGAAGAAUAAUAGUUCCUUUUAGACUCCUAAAGUGGAGGACCUUAAAUGAACAGUGUGAGCAAAGAGUGCCAGGAACUGAAAGAUCUGUAUGACAGGUGUUUCAACCAGUGGUAUGGUGAGAAGUUUCUCAGUGGGCAGACGGAUGACACCAGUUGUGAACCAGUCUAUAAGCAAUAUCAGCAGUGUGUAAAGGAUGCUCUUAAAAAGUUGAAGAUUGAAAUCCCUAAAAUAGAAGAUCCUUCAGCAGAUGAUAAGCCAAAGGAGUGAAGAAUAUCAGUGAUAGAUAUUUGAGGCAUAUGAAGUGGCAUUGAGAUUUCUUUAUAGUGUCUUUUUAUGGUCUGCCUUUUCAUCCCUUAAAAUCUUCAUAACGAGAAAAGCCCUUGCAGGCAUUUACAGUUUUGGGAAUCCCUUAUAGGUGUUAAUAUAUUUACAAUGUUUAAGAAGAUCCGCAGUUCCAUAAGCCACUACUACCGGCAGUAUGAACUCAACACAGCUAUAUAUAUGCUGGAGCCAAGAGAGAAAAUGGCUAUGAAUAUAUUCUUCUUCUCCAUUGUUGGCCUCAUUACAUAUUCUUCAUUCUUCUACUUGCCUCAUUACACUUCUACAAUGCUGGCUUUCUUUGGUCUCAUUGAUAUGGGCAACUGAGUAGGAAUAUACCUCUAGAUGCAUGACCAUGUUAUUCUAAUUAGCAAUUUUUUUGUGAAUGUAAUUCUUAAUUCUCUCAUAUGUUGAUCCAUCAUGGCUUCAGAGCAAAAGCAAGUAAGGAUAUUGACAAAGAGUGAACAGAGACAAACUAUCAAGGGAAUUCACAAGCCUAAGAAGAACAUUAUUAAGAAUUAUCUUGAAAGCCCAUUUGCUCUUGAAUGGCCAGAACUCACCACUGGUGAUGAGGAAGCAAUCACUGCUUUGAUACAGAAGAGCUGUGCAGGGCUGAGGAAAUUGGAAUGCAAACCUCCAUGGAAACAGGUAGCUAAAUAUAAGGGAGCCGAAAGAAAAUCAUUUCUAAAGGAAUGUCAUAUGAAGUUUCUAGAGAAUUUAGAUCCUGAUGGUAAAAAACAGAAUGACAAGAGGAAGGAAGCACUGUCUCAUUUGAUAUUUGGCUACAAUGCAGUGAUGAGGGCCCUGGAAAAAGAUGGUGUUGCUGGAAUCUUGGUGAAAAAAAAUGUUGAUCCUGUUUUUGUUACAAAGUCUUUCCUGCCUGGGUGUGCCAGGAAAUGCAUUCCACUGGUCCCUUUGAAUGAUCUGGAUAUGAUACUGAAAGAUAAGGAAACACUGAGUCUUUCCCAUGCAUGCAUGGCUCUUGGAUUGAAAACAUCUGUCAAGGAAGAGUCAAAUUUAUUUUUCCCAUUGUAUAUCAAGAUGUGUGAAGCUCUUAAUGUGGAAGAGGAAGAUAUGAAUGAAGAUGUUUGUGAAAAUGAGCUAGAAAGUUCUGCUGCUAAUAAUCUAGAAAAUAAGAAUUCAAAAUGUUCUUAUAAACUAUCAGAAACUAAAAUAAGAUCUUACCACCUAAAACGAAAUGGUAAGGGCACACGAGCAUUUACUCCACAUGCACAAGAGCUUGAAGUUAGGGACUCAGAUUUGAAUAUGGAUUUUGCAGGGUUCAAGUCCUUCGAUGCUCAGAACAACAGAUUCAGACAAGAUGAUGCAGAAUCAAGAAAAACAGUUGAGACCAAAUUAAAGAAUUUCAAUAGAGCAGCUGCAGUUAGUGAAAACUUUGACUUUAGCAGUGUGAUUCUUAUUGAUGCUUCUGGAGAUGAGAACCACUCAAUUGAAAGUGACAAGGUGAAGGAUAAAGCCUCUGAUGUAGAGAAACUUCUAAACAAAGCUUCUCACAAAACAAAGCAAAAAGCCAAAAAAAUAGGCAAUGUUCCUUAUGUUUCUGCCAAAACCAAACGACUGAAAGGAAACCCUAAUAGGAAAAGUAAGCGUAAAUAAUUCUGAGUUAUGCCACACAAAUGAUGCUGUGGUGUGCAAGGCUAUUUUGAUGGGCUGCACUUUGGAUCAGAAAGAUGGGUGCAACAUAUAUUUAGAUUUAUUUGAUUCUUUUUUCACUCGAAUAUUUUGUUAGCUUAUGUUGUAGUUAUAUGAUUCUUACACUACUGUUUGAGUGCACAAGACAAAUUAUAAUUAAAUUAAAUAAGUAUCAUGUUGAUGUGCAGUUGCUAAUGACAUUCCAGUUUCUAUCUUUGAGUAUUUCACCAUAGUAUGUACAGUGGAACCUAAGUUACCGAUCGCUUCCCUUUUCAAACUAGUUUUUGAAUAAAAUUUUGAAUUCAUAACUGCUUUGAUUGCCAUACCAUAGUUUGGUUUUCAAACAAAGUUACUUGAUUUAAAAUAAUAAAAGACAUUGCAAAAAAUGCCAUUUGUUACUAAUUUAUAGUUUAUAAAUAUUUCCUUCAUUUUUAUGUAUUUGGAGGAGAGAGACAGUGGGUAAAACAGUAAUUCAAUCUUUGAAAUAAGGAAAAUGUGACCCCGUUGAAGGGCCUUGAUAUAAGCAGUUUUCGGCACUCAGGAGUAAUCCCAAGCCACCUGUGGCUCUCUUGAUGACCCACAAUGCCAUCACUAUUGCACACUGUAUUUUCCCAGCAGCUUUUCUCAGCAGCAAGAUGUCUAGGCAUUAUGAUCACCUUCAGUUUGGCAGUAAGUGUUUUGCUCUUCUCUGUGUCACUCUGUAAGGUGACAAAGAGAAUACCUACACGAUCUAAACAAUAUCUUCUGAUGAGUUCUGUGUCACUAAGCUCAUUCCUUUUUGCUGAUAAGUAAUUUCUGAGCUGGAGGUUUUGUGGAGCAGCCGUCUUGGCUGUGGGAGCACCUGUCAUAAGGAGACUGGUGUCCGGGAAUGGAUUAAACCAUUUUACAUUGAUUCCUAUGGGGAAAAUAGUUUUGGUUUCCAAACGUUUUGGAUUUCGAACAGCAUUCAGGAACAAAUUAAGUUCGAGAACUGAGGUUCCACUGUACUUGUAUUACCAUCACAAUGGUGUUUAAUAUGAGUCUCAUGCAUAUUUAUCCUUUAUGCAAUAUGGAGCUGUUAUCAUAAUGUAAUUGAAAUUGCUAAUAUGUUUAUUAAGAGAUUCUAAAUUGUCUUCAUUCUGAAAAAAAAAUCCAAAACUUCAAAACCAUAGAGCUGUGUAUUUCAGUUUUUAUGACUGCAUGAUCACACUCUGAGCAAAUCAGAGCUUAGCUAAAGAAAAUGUAAUGAAUGAACAAAAUAUUUGUAAGCACUUCAUUUGACACUUAACACUCUUCAGUUGCAUUUUAAGUAAUAAAAGAAAGUGUAUGUAGAUUAACAUAAGCAUGAUUUUGUAAAAAUUAAAUUGUAGCCAAUGGCAUGAGACUUUAGAAUGACUGAUCAUGUUGCAUUAUGUAUAAGACAUCAGACAAUGAAUGUGACAUUAUGCAUUGUUUAAGAAUUGUUCCCUUCCAGUGAAUAAUUGGGACGUAUUGCAUGAAAUUUGGUUUUAUGGAUUUAUUAUUUUUUUGUGUAAUGUUAUGAACUAUUUGUUGACAUUUACAAUCACUUACCAGUAAAAAAUGCACUCA
Molecule: messenger RNA, 4299 nt
Organism: Scylla paramamosain (green mud crab)
Lineage: Eukaryota; Metazoa; Arthropoda; Malacostraca; Decapoda; Portunidae
Gene: PIG-F
Product: phosphatidylinositol-glycan biosynthesis class F protein-like
Exons: 5
Coding region: 57-716 (219 amino acids)
Biological process (GO): GPI anchor biosynthetic process
Cellular component (GO): endoplasmic reticulum membrane
Source: RefSeq, a predicted model, not a curated record